This is a messenger RNA of Spodoptera litura, 1682 nucleotides long. RefSeq names its product UDP-glucosyltransferase 2-like. Gene Ontology annotation, molecular function: UDP-glycosyltransferase activity. NCBI's taxonomy places the organism in Eukaryota, Metazoa, Arthropoda, Insecta, Lepidoptera, Noctuidae. The record is from RefSeq and is a predicted model, not a curated record.
GCCGGCACGAUAAUGACAUCAACGGUUCUACUAGUCUUGUUGACAUUGACUUUAUCUCUAACAAGUAACGAUGCGGCAAAAAUACUUGGAUUUUUUCCUCUUCCAUCAAUCAGCCAUCAAGUGCUCUUCAGACAUUUGACACAAGAAUUAGCGAAGAGAGGACAUGAAGUUACAGUCAUCACAACAGACGUAGCCUUCCCUAAUGGCGAUGGGCCUGCCAAUCUAACAGAAAUAGAUGUCCAUGAUUUUUCUUACGAACAGUGGAGGAAUUUGUAUAAGUUAACUUCGACUGGAGAAAAGGAUUUGAUUGGGCAGAUACACGGAGCGUAUCACAUGUUGGUCAAAAUAGUGGAGAUGCAGUUGAAAGUGGAUAAAGUACAAAAGAUGCUGAAAGAGGAGAAGUUUGAUUUACUCUUGUUAGAAGCUUGUGUUAGACCAGCGUUACUUCUUUCGCAUGUAGUGAAAGCACCAGUGAUUCAAGUGUCUUCUCUAGGAACUAUUGAUUAUAAUGUGGCCACGAUCGGAUCAGCCUGGCAUCCUUUUCUGUACCCAGAUUCUUUGAGUCAACGUUCAUACAAUUUGAGUAUAUGGGAAAAAAUUCGUGAGUUAUAUACCUAUUACCAACUAAAUAGAGUUAUGCAAGAAGUGGAAGAUGCAGAGAACGUUAUGGCAAAGAAAUUAUUUGGUCCAAAUGUUCCAACUAUCAGUGAAUUGAAAAAUAAUGUUGAUUUGAUGUUGUUGAAUACUUAUCCCCUUUGGGAUAACAAUCGGCCAGUGCCUCCCAGUGUUGUAUACAUGGGUGGUUUGCAUCAGAACCCUCAGAAGGAACUGCCAAAGGAUCUGAAGGAAUAUCUGGACUCUUCAAAGAAUGGUGUCGUAUACAUCAGCUUCGGUACAAACGUCCAACCUUCACUAUUACCGCAAGACAGAGUUCAGAUGAUGGCCAAAGUGUUUUCUCAGCUGCCAUACGAUGUGCUAUGGAAGUGGGACAAGGACGAACUGCCAGGACGCUCUAAGAACAUCAAGAUAUCAAAAUGGCUUCCACAGUCUGAUUUACUCAGACAUCCAAACAUCAAAGUAUUUAUAACGCAAGGAGGUUUACAAUCAGCUGAUGAAGCUAUAACUGCAGGAGUACCUCUGAUUGGUGUUCCUAUGUUGGGUGACCAAUGGUAUAACGUGGAAAAGUAUGUUCACCAUGGGAUUGGUCUACAACUCGACCUGCUUUCGAUGACUGAAGACGAUUUUAAGAAUGCCAUUUUGACCAUUGUAAAUAAUGAUAGUUUUCGCCAGAAUAUCAAAAAAUUACGCAGUGUGAUGCACGACCAGCCUCAACCUCCUCUAGAGCGCGCCGUGUGGUGGACGGAGCACGUGCUGCGUCACGGCGGCGCGAGACAUCUGCGUGGACCUGCAGCCAACAUGUCGUGGGCAGACUACCUCGAACUAGAAUUAGUGUUUACUGUAUUAGCUGUACUUCUAGGCGUGACUUUAGUAUUAUUCUACCUGAUGUACAGUAUAUGGAAGUAUUUCAGUAACACCAUAAGCCCAAGUAAAAAGUUAAAGAAGAAUUAGGAACUUUAAGCAGUCAUUAUUGAAAUGUGAUAUUUUUUUAUUUAUUUUGUUUUAAUACCAAUUGAUACAAAGGAGACCAAUAUGAGCUGUGAUAAAUAAAACAGUAAAUGUAA